GGCGGCGGGCGAAGCCCCUUUAGGCGGCCCCGUUUCUCAAGCUGUAAAAUGGGGCGAACGGGCGUUCUUAACGCGUCGCGCCGCGCUUGCCGUCUUUGAGGGGCUCCACUCAGGAAGCGGAGUCCAGCCUACUAGUGAACCUCAAAGUAGCCCGAACGGGGUCUUCUUGGACAUGGGAGGUGGAGCCAGCACAAGAGCCGCGCUUGAGGGCGGAGACCACUGGAGGGAGCUGAGGUGAAUCCGAGGUACCACGUACACAGACCUCUCGGCCGGAAUCUCCAGGGAUGACCAGCCCCUCCCCACGCAUCCAGAUAAUCUCCACCGACUCUGCGGUAGCUUCACCUCAGCGAAUUCAGAUUGUAACAGACCAGCAAACAGGACAGAAGAUCCAGAUAGUCACCGCCGUGGACGCCUCUGGAUCCCCCAAGCAGCAGUUCAUCCUGACCAGCCCAGAUGGAGCUGGAACUGGCAAGGUGAUCCUGGCUUCUCCAGAGACAUCCAGUGCCAAGCAGCUUAUAUUCACCACCUCAGACAACCUCGUCCCUGGCAGAAUCCAGAUCGUCACGGACUCUGCUUCUGUGGAGCGUUUGCUGGGGAAGACCGACGUCCAGCGGCCCCAGGUGGUGGAGUACUGCGUGGUCUGUGGCGACAAAGCCUCCGGCCGUCACUAUGGGGCUGUCAGUUGUGAAGGUUGCAAAGGUUUCUUCAAAAGGAGCGUAAGGAAAAAUUUGACCUACAGCUGCCGGAGCAACCAAGACUGCAUCAUCAACAAACACCACCGGAACCGCUGUCAGUUCUGCCGGCUGAAAAAAUGCUUAGAGAUGGGCAUGAAAAUGGAAUCUGUGCAGAGUGAACGGAAGCCUUUUGAUGUACAACGGGAGAAACCAAGCAACUGUGCUGCUUCAACUGAGAAAAUCUAUAUCCGGAAGGACCUGAGAAGUCCUCUCAUCGCCACUCCCACAUUUGUGGCAGAGAAAGAUGGAACAAGACAGACAGGUCUUCUCGAUCCAGGGAUGCUUGUGAACAUCCAGCAGCCUUUGAUACGUGAGGAUGGCACCGUUCUCCUGGCCACGGAUUCCAAGGCUGACACAAGCCAGGGCGCCCUGGGCACACUGGCAAAUGUGGUCACCUCUCUUGCCAACCUGAGCGAGUCUCUCAACAAUGGUGAUGCUUCAGAAGUGCAGCCGGAAGACCAGUCUGCAAGUGAGAUAACUCGGGCCUUUGACACGUUAGCUAAAGCACUUAACACCACAGACAGCUCCUCACCGCCCAGCCUAGCAGAUGGGCUAGAUGCCAGUGGCGGUGGGGGCAUCCACGUCAUCAGCAGAGACCAGUCCACGCCCAUCAUUGAGGUGGAAGGCCCUCUCCUUUCAGACACUCACGUGACGUUCAAGCUCACGAUGCCCAGCCCGAUGCCGGAGUACCUCAACGUGCACUACAUCUGCGAGUCCGCCUCCCGCCUCCUCUUCCUCUCCAUGCACUGGGCCAGAUCAAUCCCCGCCUUUCAGGCACUGGGGCAGGACUGCAACACCAGCCUGGUGCGGGCCUGCUGGAACGAACUUUUCACCCUUGGCCUGGCCCAAUGUGCCCAAGUCAUGAGUCUCUCUACCAUCCUGGCGGCCAUUGUCAACCACCUGCAGAACAGCAUCCAGGAAGAUAAACUUUCUGGUGACCGGAUAAAGCAAGUCAUGGAGCACAUCUGGAAACUUCAGGAGUUCUGUAACAGUAUGGCGAAGCUGGAUAUAGACGGCUAUGAGUAUGCAUACCUUAAAGCUAUAGUUCUCUUUAGCCCCGAUCAUCCAGGCUUGACCAGCACAAGCCAAAUUGAAAAAUUCCAAGAAAAGGCACAGAUGGAGUUGCAGGACUAUGUUCAGAAAACGUACUCAGAAGACACCUACCGAUUGGCCCGGAUUCUUGUCCGCCUGCCCGCCCUCAGGCUGAUGAGCUCCAACAUAACUGAGGAACUCUUUUUCACCGGUCUCAUUGGCAAUGUUUCAAUAGACAGCAUAAUCCCCUACAUCCUCAAGAUGGAGACAGCAGAGUACAACGGUCAGAUCACCGGAGCCAGCCUAUAGUGCACACAGCCCACCCGCCCGCCCAGGCGCCACAGGACCUCCCGGGACCUCUCAGACACAGAGACUAAAUAAUGGUGUUUUGGUAUGUGCAUAUACUUCGAUACGUUAGCCAUUUCCUACCUUGUUUCUCGUUAAUCCCAGACAAUUGCAACUAAAAGACUAGUAGGAUCCUUUCCUGCCGUAAGAAAUGUUUUAAUGCCUUUUGAUGAAGCAGAUUUUGGAACAAUCUUUUAAUUCAAUUUGUACUUAGAAAUUCUCAAAGGGCAAAAAACAAAAAGUUUUAUAAUGUCAGAGACUAGUAUUAAAGAAAACUAAAAAGAACCUAAGAGAACAGUAUGUGUGUAUAUAUAGAAAAUGUCCUUGGAAUUAAUAGCUACUAAUUACCAGGGUAAUAAUAGCACUUUCUAAGCACUUCUUAUCAGUGGAUGAUGUUAGCAACAUCUUGCCUGUGGACAGGGCAAAUGGAAAAGUAUGCAUGUCUUUGCCGAAACCUGAUGAUGUCCAUGAAAACGCAAUAGGGUAGAGGAGACAAUCAUUUGUGUUGAAGGAGGCAUCAUUCCUCAUUUUAUGCUCACCGUGGUGGUGGUGGUGGUGGCUGAAUUUCUGUAAGCAAAUGUAAAUGUGGCUUAUCUGUGUCAUGCAGGAAGGGGGGUGUGGUGGCACAGUGGGCGGGGCCCAGACAGAAGUCGCAGCCUUAGCUGCUGUUUGUUGGGCUCUCUGACUUCUGGUUCUGACUGUAACAGGCAUCGCUAGGCGCCUCCAAGCCUGUGCUUUCUUUGGGUCACUGGUUCUCAGAGCUGAGUUGCAGCCAGACAGGCAUUAACUAUCAAUUCCUGCAGCGGCUGAGACCAUCCCCGAUCACCUUCACCACUUGACGGGAAAUGAACCUUCUGGCCAAAAAGCGCCAGGCGGGCAUUUUGAACUCUGACUUACAGGAACAGAAGGUGGUUGCGUGUUCAGAGAGUGUGCGAGUUCCUUUCUCCGGUUUUCAUUGCCAGCGUCACCUUGAGAAGGGCUGUGUCAGCCAGUGAUUCGGUCAGACCCAGCUGGGGGUGGGGGACGCACAGGGCCUGUGAAGCUUAGUGGAAAGUUUCUCUGUUGACCUUCAAUGUCAGGGUUGUUGUCUCCAGCCUUAGCAUCUCGUUGAGUGUUCUGAUGGUAUUGGAGGGCCAUGACUGUUAACAAGGACAGAAUACAGUUACGAGGAAGUUUAGUAUAGCUAGAGCAGAGCACCCCUAAGUUCCUGUGGGUCUAAAUGCACUGCAGGCACCCCGUUUGGGAAGGUGGCACGUCCAGAGCCGGGUCAGGUGCUUGUGCUUGCUUUCUGGCCGCCCAGGCUGACAGGGUGCGAGGUUCCCACUCCUUUGAACUCCGGAAAGGUGGCUGUGCACUUUCCCGCCUAGGGGCACACCCUGGUCUGGCCUGGGCCCACAAGGGGCCUAGGGUAGGUGGCACACCUGCUGUGUGUGGUUGCCAGGCAGCCAGCCGCAGGCUCGUGGCAAAAGAGGAUGCUUCCAAGUACACAGUAGUAGCACUUUAUGAAAACGAAGUUCCUGUUUGGGUUUAAUUAUAGUUUAUGCUUUAGGCAAAUUGUAGAGAAUAGGGAUGCCUGUUAUAAAAUGAUGGAAAGGAUUUAAUUUUACCAACUCAAGUUUCUGCGUUUCUGACUUUUGAAGUGAUUCACAUUUCAAAAUUAAGACAAAACUGGCCAAGGCAAUGGAGCUUCAUGUCUGCUUGUGAAGGAUUUAAGCAGAGGGCGUUCUGAAGCGUGUGCGCCUUACACAGUGAGGUGCCCAUCUUCCUGCCCUUGCGCUCGUGAGCCUGUUGACCAUGGCAGCGUCCCCCAGGAGUGCCCCAGAUCCGAGUUCUCAGAGUCGGUGAACAGGCCCACACCAGGCAGCUCCCUCCUUCCCUGGGGCAGGCCCUGGGACUCUGUCCACUGGGCCUUGCCUCCAGUUGCCUUAAAAUGUUGGGGCAGCUUAACCAACACCCGCACAGAGGUGCUGACAGCGUUCGGGCGUGCUGGAAUAGAGACUGGUUAACUGGCCCUUGCUUGCAGAAGUGCCAGGUCUGGCGAGACAGCCCUGGGCACAGGUGGGUUUAGCUUGGAAAAUCGGUCCUGACCCUGUACCACUCCUUGACAGUGACCCACUUUGGGUUUUGAAACACUCCACAUUAGUUUUUCAAUGGCCUUAAUCUGAAGUGACCUUUUUCUUCAAGGAUCAUGUCCACACAACUGGAAUUCAUGAUGCCCCAAUUUACAUCUAGCCUUUGACCACACACCCAUACCCUCUCUUGUUAAGUUGGUUAAGAAAGUCCAAAACCAAGAUAAUUUGAAGGGAUCCCAACAAAACAGGUGGUUGGUUUUCACAACUCCUGUUUUUGAAACUCGAGACUUGAAGUCAGACCGGGCCUCAGCCUACUGCACCCCGAGUGAAAUAAGCCAGGUGCAGGGUCCUUCCCAUAGGGCCAGGUCCCAGGCCCCUUCUGCUGGCGGAGUCAUCCUCCCUCGGGGAGGCAAGGUGUGCUGCCUGAGGCCUCGGGACAGACGCUUCUCUGGCGCAGGCUCUCCCUCUGGGGUGUCUCGGAUGUGGACAGUGACAAAAUAGUUACAUAUAUUCAUAAACAGGACAGGAAGACUUAGAAAAAGACCAAAUUACUCAAAUACUUUUCAAGUUAUUCCUAUUAAGUAUUUUUAAGGAAAAUAAUGUCCUUCUCGUGUGUGUGUGUGUGUGUGUGUUUUGAGGGGUUACAUUAUUUAUUUAACCUCUGCCAUGAGGCCUUUUGUAGGGGUUUGUAUUUAACUUGAGGUGUGGUCACUUGCUGUUAAGACUUGUCAUGUAAUUGCCCUUGAGAAGGGACUGUCCUCUAUCUAGCUUGUCGCGAGUGUCUGUAUUUGGUCUCCGUUCUGAGGUACUGGCUACCAGCCACGCAGCACAGGAUGGACGUGUCUACGCAAAGGCUCACUGACGCAGCAGCCAUGUACUCGCUAGGGCACAGGGCCGUAGCCAUGCUCCAGACAUACUGAGCUGUUCUGCUAGUUUUGGGGAUCACCAUGGCUGGGAGCCAAAAACUAGGACUCUGGCUGGAUCUAGUGCUUUUGCUCUAGGAAAGAGAAAAACCACCUUUGGUUUUGGGGGAAUCUGCAGCAGCGCUGUCUUGCACCCAGCCCGCCCUCUGCCUGCAGGCACACAGCUCUGGCCUGUGGAUCCAAGUUCCAGGCCCUGAUCAGAUCAGAGGCCAGAAGCUCACUGCCUGCUUCCCAGGGAAGUGGCCUUAUGCACAGUGGGGCUGCAAACAGCAUUUGUCUCUUCUCUGACCCCAGGUCAUGGGAAGGGGCAGCUUCUGAUGCUCACUGUGACCCGAAGGGCAGUGCCCUUUAGAUCUGGAAAGGACUGUGUGUGGCUCUUUGAAAAUGUCUUUAUUUUGAUGUGACUUUGUAAAGUCAACCCCUGAUGCAGACAGUGGGUUUGGGUCUUUUGAACACAGGGUUCUGGGCCAACUCACGUGUGCCUCCUGCCAGAGUGCACUUGGGCUUGUCCAGCCCCGGGCUCCUUCAGCGGCAUUGUGUGUGUACAGAUUUAUAGCGUGUGACUGAAUGAAUGUACCUGUGUUUGUAUCUUCUGCAGAUGUACAGUGUACAUAGUGUGUUUACGUGUACAUAGGUGUAUUAUUAUGUAUACAGACAUGUAGCCACGCACCCAAACUUUCCUCCCGUUUAGUGUCUGAGAGCUGGGAAGUUAGUGGGUGGGAGCGCGCCUGGCCCUCAGCAGGGAGUUGCGUGCGAUCUUAACUCCAUUUGCCUCGGGCAAAUGGAGCCUGGCUAGGAAGGGCCGUGCAGUCAGAACCUCUGCUGUACCAGGGAAGGUCUGGGCAGAACAUCCUGACAGGAUGGCACUGCUGUACGUCCCCUGGGUUCACACAGGGCUGGGGCAAGGAAGCUAGAAGGCUGUGGACCCUAGUGCUGGAGACAAGGUGGGCUUUGGGCCCUAAGCGGGAGGGCCUGGGAGGUAGAGCUACAGGCUGCGUGACCACCCAGAGGGCCCAAGUGUGGGGCUGGGCUCUCAGCCAGAGGGCCACUUCCCACCCUGCUCUGGCCAGGUCACAAGGGGCACACAGUGCCCCAGGGCCAGAGUCGGAGUGACGGUUGGUAGAACCAGCAGGCCAGGCCGUCUGUACAAACAAGCACAGGUGGUGAACUUUUAUGGCAUAUAAGCUACAGAUCUUCAGUUCUCUAACCAUAGCAUGUGAAUGAAACCCACUGACUUCUUUCUGUAAAUUAUGAUUUAAAAUUUUCAGAUGAAAAUUGCUUUUUAAUAGAGAUAUGUAUGCCCUUAAAGCUACAGAUGCCAAAUUUUCCUUGUCCAGGUCUAUUCUGAUGAAUUUACCCCUUUAAUCGGGCUAUAAACUGAGACACGGCACUCGGGAGCCAGGGCCCAGCCCAGCAGUAGUUGCUCACGGACCUGGUAAGCAGGGCCUGACUGGGGGGAGGGCGAGAGCCGGCUUGCGAAGGCACCACGGGAUAGCUGCACAGCUCACGUUCCAGUCACUUUUGUUCUUGAUAAGCUGUUGAAAUGCAGGAAGACGCUUCAUUGAGACCAUAGUACUCAGUGCCUUGUGUGAGACGUGGGGCGUAUGGCCGCCAGCUUCCCCCAAAGCUCCUGGCUCACCGGCUGUGUCCGUGACCGCCCAACCUCCCCAUGGCCCUGCCUGCCGGCCAGCACACUACACAAAGGUAGUCUGGCCAGUUCUAACGCCAGUGGAAGCUUGACAGUCUCAAAACGGAUCUUUAAAAUACAGUUUCUUUCUGGGGCUAGAUAUCUUAAUAGCAACGUAAGAACAAUUAAACUGUGAGCUUGAAGACACUUACCUUGAGGGUAGGGGAUGUCUGAGAUUUCUAAUGCCCAGCUGGAGUUUCAGUCAAGCCAGUAAUCUGGCCCCUCACUCGAUACAAACAUGGAAAAAAUGCUGGCGCAGACGCUCACCCACAUUCAUCAAUUGACCGACUGUGAUAAAGCUUAAUAUUGGAGUAACAUUUGGAAAUAGCGAUAGACUUUACAUUAAGAAAUGGCUUUUCUUUAGAAGAAUAGAAUCAAUUAUUUUAACAACCAGCGCGUUCACGGACUCAGAUGCUGCUGCCAUGUACAGCUCCAGUGCUGGACUAUUUUUCUACGGCCUCUCCGUUCUCCCGGUUACCUUGUAAACCAGUGUUCAACUAGUUUUAUAACUGAAGAUGCACAUUUUUCAUAGUACAAACCAUAGUUUUUACCUCUAGUUGGGACCUCUCUGUUGAAAUGUAGCUGCAUUAUCAGCCCUUUUAAACGAUGUCUGUUAAAGGAAACUCGGGUGUUUGAUUUUCUUGGGACCGUUUCUGUAAACCUUUGCCCUUCACAAUAGAGAAAAUAUUGUUUAUGCCAUUAUAUUUUAAUUCCAGGUUUAAAACCUGUCAAAAGCUGUAGCUUAAAAUCAGCUUUGUUUAUGUGAUGGCAUUUAAAAAAAUAGCAUGUUCUUUUUAAACUGAAUUUUAUAUCUAAUCAGUGUCUUCAGUCUUGAAGAAGAAUCUGCAUUGUUGUGUUUGUAUAUAGAGUAUUGCAGUGCAUGAAUUAGCUUUAUGCAUUUUAUUAAAUGCUGUUUCAUGUGGCAUUAUUGUUGUGGCUUAAUACUACUACCUACAUGAGGUUUCUACUAUUAAAAGUGAAUUAAAGACGA
This is a messenger RNA of Condylura cristata (star-nosed mole), 7784 nucleotides long. RefSeq names its product nuclear receptor subfamily 2, group C, member 2 (gene NR2C2). Gene Ontology annotation, biological process: positive regulation of embryonic development; positive regulation of transcription by RNA polymerase II; anatomical structure development. The record is from RefSeq and is a predicted model, not a curated record. NCBI's taxonomy places the organism in Eukaryota, Metazoa, Chordata, Mammalia, Eulipotyphla, Talpidae. The coding region runs from base 285 to 2075 and encodes 596 amino acids. Gene Ontology annotation, molecular function: RNA polymerase II cis-regulatory region sequence-specific DNA binding; nuclear receptor activity; zinc ion binding. The transcript has 14 exons.